Molecule: messenger RNA, 4052 nt
Organism: Aspergillus steynii IBT 23096
Lineage: Eukaryota; Fungi; Ascomycota; Eurotiomycetes; Eurotiales; Aspergillaceae
Product: putative nuclear envelope pore membrane protein
Exons: 5
Coding region: 190-3930 (1246 amino acids)
Biological process (GO): protein import into nucleus; nuclear pore organization
Cellular component (GO): nuclear pore transmembrane ring
Molecular function (GO): structural constituent of nuclear pore
Source: RefSeq, a predicted model, not a curated record
CUCUCCCCCCUCCUUCGACAUCUCUCCAAUCCAGGUUGGACUCAUCAUUCCAUUCAUUGUCUGAGCCUCGUUAUCGGAGAGGGCCUAGGCAAUCUCUUCAACACCCGGAAGGGCAUACAGUUUAUUACCUUGUAUGCUAGGUUGAAGUGAAAUUUGUUAUUCGUGGCGAGCCCGCGACCACAGCAUGCCAUGAACGGGACUCCCCGACUCCGCUCUGCCUUCCCUCAAACGCCGCAGACAACGCAAAGAACUCGAGCUUAUAAAACGCCGCCACCUCGACCAACAUCCCAAGAACCCGGAUUACGGAAAGCCUCGACCGCAUCGCCAGCUGCCCCCGAUGCACCCUCACCCCUCAUUCCAACCGGGAUCGUAGAUGCCCCGUCACAACGCCUCUAUGUCGUGGCUUUCUACUUGGCGCUCCAUGCGUGGCGAGUGUAUGAAUCUCUGAGCGCUUCCGACGAUCUGGACUCCACCUGGUUGUUUCUCAAAUGGGCUUCGAUUGAUGGCGUUUUUCUCUUCGGGCUCCAGGCACUCCGUAUACCUUGGCUGGAAUGGACCUUUCCAACGACACUAGCUGCAUUUCUUCUUCAUGCAGUCGGCAAUGUGUUCUUGAUGUUCCGCAUCCCCAUUCCGGUGGGUGUCUGGUUAUCUGGGAUGGUCAAAAUGGCUUAUGAUAGGGAAUUAUCCAUAUCCGAACGAAGUGUCAAGCCUGGAGAUAUCAUUCAUAAUGCAUCCCUCAUUUUGGGAAAGCAGAUAGUCCAUAUCUUACCAGAAGGGUCUGCCGUGCUAAAUCCGGAUCAAAUCCCGCUGUGUAUCAAUUCGCACGGGAAUACGGUCAAUCUUCCCAUCCGAAUCAACCAGACAGAUCCAAUUGCGGUGGAGCUCUUGCGACUAGAUUUCGAUAGCGGGGAAAACCAGACUAUUUCAAUACCACCCAAGCAGCUGAAGCAAUUAAAGCAGCAGUCGAAGCGUGAAUCUACAAGUUUGCAUCGUGAUCUUCUUUUCCCGGUUCGGCAGCCUGGGAUCUACCGCCUGACACGGGUAGUCGAUGAGUCUAAUCUCGACGUUCACAUGCGAACAUCCGAUGCCCUCGUUGUUUCCUGUCCCCAGGCGCUGAUCAAAAGUUCUCUCACGCACAAAUGCAAGGGUGAGCUAUCUAACCUAGUCCUUACGGUCGAAGGCACCCCGCCCUUGAAAAUCAAAUACAGCAGACAGGUGAACCGUCUCGAUCGAGGAUUCUCCUUCCAAAAUAUCCAAUCGGAUCAUUUACGUUCGCCCCUCAUAGGCCAGAGGAACUCGGCUGCCUUGUUCAGCUCCCGAGAGCCGGAUGUCUCGUGGGCUCAAAGUCAGAUCAUCGAAGUUCCCCUGAACGAGUCGUUGAAUGUCGGAGGGGAUUGGCUUUACUCGAUUGAGGAAGUACACGAUGGUUGUGGGAAUAUCGCGAAUUACUCGGCCUCUUCCCAUGUCGCUGAUCAAUCAUCUGCAAGCUCUUUGUCCCAAUCGCAUAAGUUCGCAGUCCAUGAAAGGCCUCGGUUGUCCUUGCACGGUUGCAACGACCAACAGUUCUUGCAGGUCGCUCGAGGAGAGAGCGUAGACUUGCCAGUCAAUUUUCACUCAUCGGGACAACAAUAUGGCCAAGAUGGCCCGUUCUCCCUUAUCUACUCAUACAAUGGCAAAGAACAGGAGGGCGCCGACAAUAUACCAAAUAAAAUUCACAAGCUAUCCCUCAAAAGUCUUGAUCAGAAGCCACAGAUCAAGGAUCCGGGAUGGUACAAUUUGGAAUAUGUGUCCAGUCACUUCUGCCCUGGAGAAGUGCUGGAACCAUCAUCUUGCUACCUGCAUAACCCACCAGAGCCAGAAGUUAUUGUUAAGCAUGAGAAGAUAUUUGAUAAGUGCGCAAACAAUCCGGUUGGCUUGUUGGUUGAUCUGGACCUCACUGGAUCGCCACCGUUUCGACUUAGAUAUACUGUGGAGCAUGCAAAGGGCGUUGAGACAAAAUCGCAAAUCAUCGACGGCCUACGUGCUCAGCUUGAUUUUACACCAUCAGAAGCCGGCUUCUAUCGGUACCGCUUUCUAGACGUGGCGGAUACGAUUUAUGCGCCUCGAUCCUUGAAAGACAGAACGCCUGUCCUAGAACAGGAUGUCAAGCCUCCGGCCUCUGCUCAUUUCCUUGAUUCGAGCGCCGUACGCAGGGCUUGUUUCGGCGAACCGGUAUCAGUGGACGUGGCAUUUGUUGGUGAGCUGCCGUGGACUUUGCAAUAUGAACUUGUGCACAAUGGGAAGAAAACGAAGCAUACUUUGAAGUCUGAGAGUGCAAUCGCUAGUAUCAAAACUGACAAGCUUGUCGGUGGCGGCGAGCACAGCCUCGUGCUCACAAACGUCAAGGAUCGUUCGAACUGCAAACAAAACCUUAGGGAUAGUAUAAGAAUCGACGCUCGCUCAAAGCCCCCCCAGGCGUCUUUUGGUGAAAUCGAAAAGCGCCGAGAUUAUUCGGCCCUCCAAGGCUCGAGAGUUGAUAUUCCACUCAGACUAAGUGGCGAGCGGCCAUGGGUAAUUAAAUACAGAGAAAGAAGCACCGAUUCUGCAGUUAUCGAAAAGACUUUCUGGCAGGAAAACAGCAUUCUGUCGGUCAACCAAGAAGGACAGUACGAGCUUGUCGGGGUGGCCGACAGUUCUUGUCCCGGAUCUGUCGAUCAAGCAGCCAAGGAUUUCAAGAUUUCUUGGAUACCUCGACCGCACAUCACGACUGUGGAUGGAGCUCCUGUGGGGGUCACCAGCACUAUUGAGAAGCGCGAUAUUUGCCAGGGAGACGAUGAUAGCCUUGAGCUCCGCUUGUCAGGCAACCCACCGUACAGCAUUCAGUAUGAGCAACAACGAAAAGCAGGCCGUGGGUCGCCUUCUGUGCGCGUACAAACAUUGAAGACAGCUUUACAUGCAGCUUCUAUGGAAAUGGACACUUCCGAAGCUGGACUCUACACUUACAAAUUCCGGGAAAUCGGCGAUAAUCUCUACGAUCACGAUCCGAAGACUAACCCCGUCGUCGUGACCCAGAGAGUUAACCCUCUGCCGUCUGCGCGAUUUGAUGCACCGGGUCACAUUUAUGGGUUUUGCAAGGAGGAUGUCAGCGGUGAAGAGCUGAUUCCCAUCACCCUCGAGGGGGUUCCGCCGUUUUCCCUCGAAAUAUCCGUCAAGCACCAUUCGAAGGCCAAGGCGGAGAUUGUAUCAAUCCCAAGCAUCGGAUCCAAUCGACAUAAACUCCCUAUACCGAGACGCCAUCUAGAUUUGGGACAGCACGUCGUCAGCAUCCAUAAAGUGAGGGAUGCACGAGGCUGCCAGCGAAGCAUUGACUUUGACACAUCGUCGGUGAGAGUCGCCGUAUCCGACGUUCCCACAAUAAUCCCUCUUGAAUCCAAGGUUGAUUACUGCGUUGGGGAACGAUUGUCUUUCUCGCUUUCCGGCCAUGCUCCAUUCGACGUGUUCUAUACAUUUGAUGGGGCGUCCAGAAAAGCAAAUUCUCGGACCACCGACUUCCGCCGCAUUGCAGAAAGGCCCGGAGUGUUCACCAUAACCGCUGUCAGUGACGGCGCGAGUGGGAAAUGCCAGGCUCACAAAAACAUCACCAAAACCAUCCACGAAAUGCCGAGUGUUCGGAUCAGCCGGGGUCAAACCUCGAUUGUCGACAUACACGAAGGCGGAGAGGCCGAGCUGCACUUUGAGUUCUGGGGGACACCGCCGUUUGAAUUCACGUACAUCCGGAGUUCCAACCCCCAAAAAGGCAAGAAGCCAGAGAUUCUGGACAUUAAGCAUGACAUCUCGUACGAACACAAGAAAACGAUCAGGACCUCAGAUGAGGGAACGUAUGAGGUUGUGGCAAUCAAGGACAAAUUCUGCUCCUUCUCUCAGACCCCCAUCGAGAAGUCCGAGCGAUAAAACCCCGGCUCCGGAAGAAAGGUAAUGUCAUUAAUGUUCAAACUGGUUUCUUUCCCUUUCUCUCUUUUUUUUAUGAUCUAGAAUAUAUAUCUUUCGUUGGAUUCAGUGACUCUAUUCCUUUG